Akanthomyces muscarius is the source of this 261-nucleotide messenger RNA. RefSeq lists its product as uncharacterized. The coding region runs from base 1 to 261 and encodes 86 amino acids. NCBI's taxonomy places the organism in Eukaryota, Fungi, Ascomycota, Sordariomycetes, Hypocreales, Cordycipitaceae. The transcript is spliced from 3 exons. The record is from RefSeq and is a predicted model, not a curated record.
AUGUCCACUCAGUCGUCGUACAUUGCUGCUUGGAACUACCUCGAGGCAUUCGGGUACUGUACUGGCCACCUCGCCCGCCUCCUAUUCCGUACUUCCAUCGAUUCGCUCCUCGGCCGGCUCGGGAAGUUUACAACAGUCGGCCGUUUGCUUCAUCGUUCUUCACUUCUAUAUCACUCCUUUUCCUUCAUUGCUCCGCAUUCCUUCUCACGACUGCACGAUUACUUCAGCUCAAUGGCGUCCUCAAGAUACCCCCGACUAUAG